AUCUGACCAACAGACCAGAUGGGCCGUCGUGGUGCUCGCUCGUGUCGGCAUCGUUCGGGAACACACCCGAUCCGCUGACGCAAGUUCAAGAUGGAGGACACCAUGGCGCAAGAGAGUUAGCCGAUUAUCCCGAAUGUUUCUUCUGAAUACUCUUAAAUUUAAGAAUCGGAAGUGUCUUUGCUAGUGUAGUGCCUGUUGCAAUCUGUGGAUCCCACUGAGGAACGAGAAACAUGAGUGUUGACGCGUACGGGCCGAGCUCUCAGACGCUCACAUUCCUAGACACGGAGGAAGGAGAGCUUUUAGGCGCUGACACGCAGGGCUCAGAGUUCGACUUCAAUGACUUCACCAUUCCGUCGCAAAGCCAGACGCAGGCGUCGCAAAUAGACGUCGGACAGAGCCAGGCGACCCAGAGCCAGGUCAAUGGUGAAAGUAAACCAAAUGGCUUGGAAAUCAAUGUUGCCAUCACAACUCAGAAAUUAGGGGAGCUUCAAUUUGAAGAGGAGGAAGAUGACUCUUACUACAACAAGGAACUCCCUGCUUAUGCUUGUAAAUAUUGCGGCAUUCAUGAUCCGAGCUGUGUGGUAUUGUGCAAUGUUUGUAAAAAAUGGUUCUGCAAUGGUAGAGGGAAUACCUCUGGGUCACACAUAAUCAACCAUCUUGUAAGGGCUAAACACAAGGAAGUGACAUUGCACAAAGAUGGUCCCCUUGGAGAAACAGUUCUUGAGUGUUACUCUUGUGGAGUUCGUAAUGUGUUUGUGCUGGGCUUCAUUCCUGCCAAGGCUGACUCAGUGGUAGUACUACUGUGCCGUCAGCCUUGUGCUGCUCAAAAUUCUCUUAAGGAUAUGAAUUGGGAUCAAGAACAAUGGAAGCCUCUAAUAUCAGACCGGUGCUUUCUGUCUUGGCUUGUGAAGAUUCCAUCUGAGCAAGAACAACUAAGAGCUCGCCAGGUUUCAGCACCUCAAAUAACAAAACUGGAGGACUUGUGGAGAGACAAUGUAGAAGCAACAUUUCAAGAUCUUGAAAAGCCAGGUGUGGAUGAGGAGCCCCAGCAAGUUCUCCUCAGAUAUGAGGAUGGCUACCAAUAUCAAAAUAUAUUUGGUCCUCUGGUGAGGCUGGAGGCUGAUUAUGACAAGAGACUGAAGGAGAGUCAAACUCAAGAGAACAUGGAAGUGCGCUGGGAUGUAGGCCUCAACAAAAAGAUAAUAGCUUAUUUCAACAUGGCUAAAACUGACACAGACAUGAAACUAAUGCAUGGAGAUGAACUGCGCCUCCGAUACCUAGGAGAUAUGCAUAAACCAUGGUCUGGUGUUGGGCAUGUCAUCAAAAUCCCAGACAAUUUUGGCGAGGAAGUUGGCAUUGAACUGAAAUCCAGCAGCAAUGCUCCAACAGAAUGCACUUCUAACUUUGUUGUUGACUUUAUCUGGAAGUCAACUUCUUUUGAUCGAAUGCAGUUGUCUCUGCGGAAAUUUGCUGUUGAUGAUACCUCUGUGUCUGGAUAUAUUUAUCACAGGCUCUUGGGACAUGAAGUUGAAGAAGUCUUGUUCAGGUGCCAUCUGCCAAAGCACUUCUCUGCUCCAAAUUUACCUGAUUUGAACCGUUCUCAGGUUUAUGCUGUUAAACAUGCUCUCCAAAGGCCCCUCUCCUUAAUUCAAGGUCCACCAGGCACAGGAAAAACUGUGACAUCAGCAACAAUUGUUUACCAGUUGGUAAAGCAGAGUGGGGGACCUGUGCUGGUGUGUGCUCCUUCCAACAUAGCUGUUGAUCAACUUACUGAAAAAAUUCACAAGACUGGGCUGAAAGUUGUGAGGUUGUGUGCUAAAUCACGCGAGGCCAUUGACUCCCCUGUGUCCUUCUUGGCUCUGCAUAAUCAAAUCAGGAAUAUGGAUGCUGCAACUGAACUUCAGAAACUUCAGCAGCUCAAAGAUGAAACUGGAGAAUUAUCCUCAGUUGAUGAGAAACGUUACCGAAUGCUGAAGAAAUCUGCCGAAAAAGAGCUGCUUGAUGCUGCUGAUGUUAUCUGCUGUACCUGUGUCGGUGCUGGAGAUCCUCGUCUAGCUCGAAUCAAGUUUCAUUCGAUUCUAAUUGAUGAAAGUAUGCAAGCAACUGAGCCAGAGUGUAUGGUUCCUGUCAUCCUUGGUGCCAAGCAGUUAAUACUUGUUGGUGAUCAUUGCCAGUUGGGUCCGGUUGUUAUGUGUAAGAAAGCAGCCCGUGCUGGCUUAUCCCAGUCUUUGUUUGAGCGUUUGGUAGUCCUGGGAAUUCGUCCAUUCCGCUUGGAAGUGCAAUACAGAAUGCACCCUGAGCUGUCGAGGUUUCCUUCCAACUUCUUCUAUGAAGGUUCUCUUCAAAAUGGAGUAUGUGCUGACGAGAGAAAGCUUAAUAAAAUGGACUUCCCUUGGCCUGUCCCUGAAAAGCCGAUGCUGUUUUAUGUGACACAAGGUCAAGAAGAAAUUGCUGGUUCAGGAACAUCAUAUUUGAAUCGAACUGAAGCCUCAAAUGUUGAGAAAAUUACAACCCGUUUCUUGCGAUGUGGAGUAAAGCCAGAACAAAUUGGUGUCAUCACCCCCUAUGAGGGUCAAAGAGCCUAUUUGGUUCAAUAUAUGCAGUAUCAGGGAGCAUUGCAUUCUAAACUUUAUCAAGAAAUAGAAGUUGCAAGUGUUGAUGCCUUCCAAGGGCGUGAAAAAGAUCUUAUCAUUAUGUCCUGUGUUCGAUCUAAUGAGCACCAAGGCAUUGGUUUCUUAAAUGAUCCUAGGCGUCUAAAUGUUGCCCUAACUAGAGCAAAGUAUGGUAUUAUAAUAGUUGGUAACCCUAAGGUUCUAUCAAAGCAACCUUUGUGGAAUAAUUUGCUGAAUUUCUAUAAGGAACAAAAAGUGUUGGUUGAAGGACCUCUAAACAACUUGAAGGAGUCCAUGAUUCAAUUCUCAAAGCCCAAGAAAUUGGUAAACGCAAGCAAUCCUGGAACCCACUUUAUGUCAACAACUGUGUAUGAUGCUAGAGAGGCCAUGGUGCCAGGAUCAAUUUACGAUCGCAGUGGUCAAAUGAAUGGGAAUCCAUACUUUGGCAGGAACGCUGGCGGAGCGGGUGGAGGAGGUAUGAGCAGUAUGGAUAUGUUUGCAAGAGCCCAUGAUCCAAUUGGAUAUAUUUCUCCUGAGAGGGCACAAGCUGCCCUUUCCAACAUGCCUGUUCCGGUUGGUAUGUUCAUGAACAUGGCUCAUGUUCCACCGAGAUUCUACAAUCAACACCAACAGGCAAUGCAAGCUCGUCAGAACCAGAGAGGACGUGGUCCUUUACCCAAUGGCCGAGCCCCUCCUAAAACGAAGGGUCGCCUUGGUAAGGCUGGCUUAAGUCAGGGAGCUGCUAGCCAAGACAAUACCCAACCGUACAGCCAGGGCAUCCCUCUAACCCAAGGAAUGUCUCAGGGUAUGUCACAGCCAGGAUUUAGCCUUUCCCAGCCAGGCUUGUCUCAAGCCGAAUUGUCACAAGACAGUUAUAUGGUAGGAGAGUUCCAAUCGCAAAUGGAUGGUAUGCUGUCUCAAGAUUCCACCUACCAGGGAGACCGUUCUGCUUUCUAUGCUGGACCAACGCCAGGAAAUCAAUUUUCACAGCCAUACUGAGCUUAAAUGGGACUUAAACUCAGCUAAUACACUGGAAAGUGAAUGCUUUAUUUGUGAUCCCGAAUCGAUGUGGAGAACCCAGCUGCUGUGAACAGUGAGGGUAGAACGCAACACUGAAGAGGCUGAAAAGGAUUGAAGGGGAUUGCUGGAAGAGCAGUACAGUGCAGCGCACUGGUACAGUUUCACUGUACUCUUGAGUGGCACGUCCAUUUGACCUGGACUUGGUAGGGCUGUGUCCCUUGUGCACUCUCGUUUUAAAGGGAAAUUAUUGUAUUUCCUUUGACCAAACAUGUCGGGUGAACUAAAGCAGGUUUCUUUGGUGGAGAUCCAAAGCCAUAGACACCUGCUGGUCCAUCUUCAAGUUAAGUUUGGGCCAAUCACUCCCUUUCUUUAUACAAUUUCAAUUGUGAAAAUAAAUCUCUAUUGAACUGGAAAUAUCAGCCCGGCUUCAUUGUUAGUUUUUUUUUGUUUUUAUUUUUAACUUGUAGAUUUUUCUCAUAGGCAUAAAUAUCUUUACAGGGCUCAGACAGGUUUUAUUGAUUGAUUAUGUUUGAUCUGUCUGUCUGACUGUAUUGCCAUCAAUUUAUUCAUUGGUUUCUUCCUAAACUUUUGGUUUAAACUGGCCGUUAUUGAUCUUCAUUGCACAGUGAUUUCUCAACCAAUAUAAAUUUUAGGUGCCAGUUUUAUUUUUCUUAUUCUGUCAAAUUAAAAUCAAUAAUGGUUCUGGUUUCUCUUAAAUCAAUUAUGAUCAAUGAUUUUUGAUGCAUGUUGCUUAAAAUUUGUUCAUGCACAGUAUAUGCCACCAUUUCUUGACCUUUACUUGAAGAUUGCAAUAAAACCCCCAAUUGUACUUCAACUCAACUGAUUUUUGUGUCUCAAAUUUUUGCUAGUAAAAUGGUUUUAUUUCUUAGCAUUCUGUAGCUGAAAAGUACUAGUUCUGAAGAAUGCCUGAAAAGAAUAAUUCUAUGUUAGUCUCAAUGUUUGGGAGCAUGUCACAAAGUACUAGACAUACUCUCUUACCAGUGUCUUUUGAUUGAAUUAACCUAGGACUUUUGAAUUAAUGAAAUCUUUGAAGGUUAUUUUCAAUGGAACCUAGGUAGUUUCAAACCUGUUUCUCUACUUUAAAACAAUUUUCAUUUGGUUUUGUAUUAUUGAGGAGGGGGUCUUGCUGUAUGGAGGCAUCUGUGAUAAUGUCUGGAUGUGGUUGUAAGAGUGUACAUUCUAAAUAAUUUUAAUCUUUUCAUACAGCCGUGAGUGCACAUUAAAAAUAUGAAAGGAGAAGACCAAUCAAUAUUCAUUAAAAGAAAUGAUUGUGUUUUGCAAGCUUGGUUUAACAAGAUUCAAUGCAUAGAUGGCUUCUUGCCUCCAUCCUUCAUUGUUUUUUCUUCUAAGAUUCAUGAAAUGUUCCACUGGUCUGUCUUGUUGAUUGUGGCAUGACUAUUAUUAUCAAUUUUCCAACUUAAAGUCUCAAAUGAAGAUAAAUGCACUCAAUAAAACAUCUUUCGCGGAGUCGUGUGGAAAUGGAAUUCUGGGAUCGUAAUUUUUUUGACCAGGUAGACAACGCUUCCUAUAAUUGACGAAGUGUAUGAUAAUUGGGAAGUUACUUUAAAAUAAUUGCGAGUCAGGGAAGUCAUGAUGCCAAAUUAUGGCUGUCAUCUGAAUGUUAUCUUCAUUUCCAUUCAGGUGUAGUUCUGUUGAACUCAAGCAUUUAGAUCAAUUCCAAAGUGAACUCUUGGACUUAACAUUAUUUAAACCACAAAAUUUUAACUUCUGUUAUACAGAGAACAACCAAGAAACAUUAGGACCCUAGUGUGCUAAUAGAUGGCCAUACUAUUUUUUGUCCAUUCUUUGCGUCUUUUGAAAUAAAAUUUAAAAUGUUCACCAAGUGUACCAAUACCAAUAAAAUUAUGCAGAAAAUCUGUACCAAGAAAA
Messenger RNA from Thrips palmi, 5543 nucleotides. RefSeq names its product regulator of nonsense transcripts 1 homolog (gene Upf1). The coding region runs from base 231 to 3611 and encodes 1126 amino acids. Gene Ontology annotation, biological process: nuclear-transcribed mRNA catabolic process, nonsense-mediated decay. The transcript is spliced from 12 exons. The record is from RefSeq and is a predicted model, not a curated record. Lineage: Eukaryota; Metazoa; Arthropoda; Insecta; Thysanoptera; Thripidae. Gene Ontology annotation, molecular function: RNA helicase activity; ATP binding; DNA binding. Gene Ontology annotation, cellular component: cytoplasm.